Zingiber officinale is the source of this 1608-nucleotide messenger RNA. RefSeq names its product mitochondrial arginine transporter BAC2-like. Gene Ontology annotation, biological process: transmembrane transport. The coding region runs from base 419 to 1387 and encodes 322 amino acids. The record is from RefSeq and is a predicted model, not a curated record. The transcript is spliced from 2 exons. Lineage: Eukaryota; Viridiplantae; Streptophyta; Magnoliopsida; Zingiberales; Zingiberaceae. Gene Ontology annotation, molecular function: transmembrane transporter activity.
CCUUCGACCUUCCUUAUGCGGUCACACAUGGCGCACCUCCCUUAUAGAUACUACUUCUCUCGCUCUCUCGUUCCUAAUAAACUAAGCAGGCCAGAGCGUUCGAGAUAGAGACAAGGGCGGCCAACCGUGAACCGUCUCCAUUCCCCUUCUUAUCCUCACCAUUCGAUCUUCUUCUGCACUGCUCCCUCUGCAUCAUCCCCUCGCAUUCGAUCCCAGCGCAAGCCCAGGAGGAGGAGAGCCAGCGUCUCCGCCCCCCAUCCUCGUUCGUCUCCAUCCCUGCCCGUCUUCGGGUACAAGUAAGAGAUUGAGCGCGCAAAGCUGCCUCCUUGGUAGGUUUACGGAUCGGUUCCCCCCUUUGGGCGUGCAAAAGUCGUGUUUUUUUAGGGCAAGAAGGAGGUGUGCAUGAGAGUAGAAGAUCAUGGAGUUCUGGCCGGAGUUCAUGGCGAACAGCUGGGGGAGGGAGUUCGUGGCCGGGGGCAUCGGCGGCAUGGCCGGGGUCAUCUCCGGCUACCCCCUCGACACGCUCCGCAUCCGUCUCCAACAGCCGCCGACGCCCGCUUCCUCGAACGCCUCCACCCUCGCCCGACGACCCCCCUCGGCCAUCGGCCUCCUUCGCAGCAUCGUUGGCCGGGAGGGCCCCGCCGCGCUCUACCGCGGCAUGGCCGCGCCGCUUGCCUCCGUCAGCUUCCAGAAUGCCAUGGUCUUUCAGGUGUAUGCAGUCUUGUCUAGAGCUUUUGAUUGUAAGAAGACCAAUGAACCUCCUUCCUACCGAAAUGUCGCAUUGAGUGGAGUCGGAACUGGUGGCCUGCAGACUCUGAUACUAAGUCCCGUUGAGCUUGUCAAGAUAAGGCUCCAAUUGCAGAUGGUCGGCAAUAGGGGGUACCGAAGUCGUCGUUUGGGGCCUAUCGAAAUGGCCAGGGAGAUCAUAAGGAAGGAAGGGGUGAAGGGAAUAUACCGAGGCCUCAUGAUCACAAUCCUUCGAGAUGCACCUGCUCACGGAGUCUACUUCUGGAGCUACGAGUACGCGAGAGAGAAGCUACACCCGGGUUGCAGGAAGAAUGGCCAAGAAAGCCUCGGCACAAUGCUUGUGGCCGGAGGUUUGGCCGGAGUUGCAAGUUGGAUUGUUUGCUACCCACUAGAUGUGGUGAAGUCCAGACUUCAGGCACAAUCAAUGCCUGAGGCAGGUCAGCCUCCUCCUAAAUACAACGGAAUUGUCGAUUGCUUCCGCAAGAGUGUACGAGAAGAGGGUGUAGCUGUGCUGUUUCGAGGGCUUGGAACAGCAGUCACCCGCGCAUUCCUGGUGAAUGGGGCCAUCUUCACUGCUUAUGAGUUAGCUCUCAGGUCCUUGUUCAAUAGCAAUGAAGCAUUAACAAUGGAGGAAACCUGAAUUAUUCAUAUGCUGCAUUAAAAAUGAGAUAUCAGUAAACUGAUUCAAGUCACAAAUGUUGUUAUCUUCUUUUGUUAAAUUGUGUAGGACAAAAAGAUAUUCAAUUAUUUGUCAUAUUGAUGUAGAUGCAGAACUAGUUCAUGUGCAUGUCUGGCACAAUCCUUUUUAUUUUCCUGAAAAAGAAUACGAAGUAUCAGGUGGAGGUAUUAUUGGUUCUUUCA